CCCAUCGCCCAAGUCGCACCAACCACCAACCUCCCAUUACUGACUCGCAUUCUUCGUCGUCGCCAGCGCGACACUUCCUCCUCAGCGUUAACUCUUUGCAACAUCUCUUUCGCCUUUUUACCCUCGACUUGACUGCGCAUCCACCUGCGCGGCCUGAAAUCAACAUCAUCCCUCCCUCGACGCGUCGAUCGUCCAUCGCCCACUUCCACAACCUACCUUACCGCCCCCUCACCCGUCCGCAUGUCCCCGUGAGCUGUCACGCACACCUCAAUCUCUCACUGAGCUUCAAAUGUUUUAUUCAGAACAACUUCUGGCCAAGACCGGGCCUCUGGCUCGUGUCUGGCUCGCCUCCAAUGUCGAGCGCAAGCUCUCAAAAUCGCAAAUCCUACAAUCAGAUAUCGAGAGUAGUGUUGGAGCCAUUGUUGACCAAGGACAUGCUCCUAUGGCCUUGCGCCUAAGUGGCCAGCUCAUGCUGGGCGUGGUGCGAAUCUAUGGAAGAAAAGCCCGAUAUCUGCUCGACGACUGUAAUGAGGCCUUGAUCAAGAUCAGAAUGACAUUUAAAUCGACCAACAAUCAUGAUCUGCCCGCUCAUGCGACAACCGCUAUUGAUCUCAAUCUGCCUGAAUUACUCACGAUCGAUGAUUUAUUCUCCAGCAUGGACUUUACAUUUCCCAUGACCCAACAGCCGACCACCACAAGGGGCCAGAGUCAAUUGCUUGAUGAGGACUGGACCAGCUCUCUCAAUCCCCAGCAGAGCAGUACCCAAUCGAUGCUUACCCCUAACGACGAAGCAUUGUACGAUGACGACGGCCUCAAUCUCGACUUUGGAGAGGGCGAUGAAAUGGACGUGAAUGAUACCACCAUCAGCAUGAAUCUUGGCCGAAAUGCGCCAACUCCAAAACCCACGGACGCAGAGGGUCUCCUUUUUGACGACGAUGACGGCCUCAACCUGGAUUUUGGUGAGGACACACCCAUGCCGGAUCAGCCUCAUUCGCCAAUGGCAGAUGAUACACUGCCUCCUGUCGGCCAUGACGAACCGCUUGAGUUCGGAGAUGAUGAAACCCUCCGGCUACAACAAAUGGCGGGAGGUAGGGGCCAUGGACGAGCUAUAGAGUCUCCCCUAUCAGACGCCAACUCCGACGUCCUUCGUGAACUCGACCAGACAUUCCAGAACGUACAAGAAGAGGAAAUCGAAGAGGUGGUAGUCCAGCAACAACAGCGGAGUAGGAAACAGAAACCGCUCGCGCCUGACGCUGAGACUGUUCUCAACAACAAGCAAAUCAAAGCACAAGCAGAAGACCGAUCCAAAAUCUUGCGCGCUCCGUCAUUCCUUCCUCGAGACCCUCUCCUACUGACCUUGAUGAACAUGCAAAAGAACGGCGACUUUGUCUUGAAUGCCAUGAAUGACGGCCGGUCCAAAGAUUGGGCGCCUGAGCUCCAAGGUCUGCUGUCGUUUGAAACAGUGACGAGAUCCGGCCAACUCAAGCGGAAACGAGAUAGCGGUAUCGCUGGACUGAGUGAAGACGAACAUAGUGAAAAGUCCCCUCGAUUAGAACGCCCAGACAAUGCGAUGGAGGACGAAGGCAUUCAUCUCGAUGAUGUUCAUCGCGACAUCACCCUGGAUGGCAUGGACCUUCAACCCAUGAGCGAGGGUGCACCCGCUUUGGCUAAUGUCAGCGAGGACGAAGAUGAUGGUAUUUUUGGUGGCGAUGACACUUUCGACGAUACAACGGUGCCGCUUGUCCAUCCUGCUGACAGCGGUCCUAUCUCACUGGGCACGCAGCAUGCAGUCCAUCUCCUACGUGACCGACUUGGCGAUGUCGGGGGUUCUCAUCCAUCUUCGCCAGCCAAAAAAUCCGUACUCCUACAAGAUCUCGUCCCAGAAGGUCGGACAAGCAAGGAAGACGCCACCAAGAUGUUCUUCGAGGUUCUAGUACUGGCCACCAAGGAUGCAAUCAAGGUUGAUCAGGGCGACAAGGCAAUAGGAUUGCCCCUGCGGAUCAGAGCGAAACGAGGCCUGUGGGGAUCGUGGGCUGAGACAAGCCCAGGCGAGGAUCCUGCUGCCACAACAGCCUCUCAGCAAGUGGCUGCCUCGGCCUAGAGGGAUUGGAUUUGGAAAGAUUUAGUCGUGGAGGAAAUUACUAUGAUUCUGGAUAGUUCUUUUUGGAGAACUCUGGUACCACCUGGGACGGAUUGGGUUGGCAAUGCCUGUAUUUUUAGCGGGGCUGGAAGGACCAGGUUGGACAACCCAGGAAAUGGAGGGUCUUUUUUUUUUAUCUUUAUCUUUGGGAAAAGGCUACGACGAUGAAAGCAUAGGCGCGGUGUGUGCAGGACUGGGCUGGUGUUGCGGCAGCCAUGGAUACCCCAGUACAACUGCAGAUAGUGGUUAGGUCUGAAUGAGGAGAUGUCUUUA
Messenger RNA from Cladophialophora immunda, 2413 nucleotides. RefSeq lists its product as uncharacterized. Gene Ontology annotation, cellular component: synaptonemal complex; cohesin complex. The transcript has 2 exons. The record is from RefSeq and is a predicted model, not a curated record. NCBI's taxonomy places the organism in Eukaryota, Fungi, Ascomycota, Eurotiomycetes, Chaetothyriales, Herpotrichiellaceae. Gene Ontology annotation, biological process: replication-born double-strand break repair via sister chromatid exchange; mitotic sister chromatid cohesion; synaptonemal complex assembly. Gene Ontology annotation, molecular function: chromatin binding; protein binding. Bases 290 to 2101 code for a protein of 603 amino acids.